AUGAAGAUCGUUCUGCAGAUAAUUUUUUCAUUUGUCAUUUUAUGGCCAGCAACACUUUCUCAAAAUUACUACGUUCCAGUUCAAGAAAAUGAGUUGACUUACGAAUUUCAUUACAGUAUCAAUGACUUGCUCUCAGGUGUUGUAACACAUCGCUGGGAAUCGAAGUACGGUGAUUACGUAAGAGGGUCGUACAGUUUUCUAGAGCCUAAUGGUAUGAUAAUAAAUGUGAACUACGAAGUCGAUGGAAAACGUGGCUACAGAGCAGUAACGAAAUUUUUGAAACCACAACAAAUGACUAAAUUCAACGCAUUACAAUCUUCCGAAGUACCAACUAAAUAA
This is a messenger RNA of Macrosiphum euphorbiae (potato aphid), 339 nucleotides long. NCBI's taxonomy places the organism in Eukaryota, Metazoa, Arthropoda, Insecta, Hemiptera, Aphididae. The record is from the annotation of a GenBank genome assembly.